AUGUUUGGUAAUGUGGAAUUCGUAAGAGCAGUUAUAAGUAUCAGUCCUGAUUUGUGUUUGGCUGGCGAUCGAUUUGGAAGAAUCCCUUUACAUCUCGCAAUCAUCAAGGGGAAGUCGCCUGUUGUGCAAGAGUUAGUUCGUGCUAAGCCACUUGCGGCUCGAGAAAAGAUUGAUGGCGGAGGAAAUUCUUUGCAUCUUUGCAUCAAGUAUAAUCAGCUGAAUACUCUGAAGUUCUUGCUGGAGGGAGUUCAAGAUGAUGAUUUUAUUAACAGGAAGGAUGAUGAUGGGAUGACCAUACUACAUCUCGCCGUUUGCGAUAACCAGAUUGAGACUAUUGAAUACCUGGUUCGAAACAACGCUGUACAAGUGAAUUUAAAGAAUGCAAAUGGAAGCACCCCAUUAGACCUUUCUCUUGGAGAUGGCAGGAAUACAAGAAUUCCACAAAUUCUUGCACUCGCUGGAGCCGUAAGAGGCAUAGAUAUUGACUUAGCCAUGGCAGAAGCUGAAAAUGGACUACAGGAAGAUUUCAGGAGAUCAGCAGGACAGGGGAGCAACGAUUGGCUAUCUAAGAAAAAGGAUGCAAUUAUGAGUGAUAAGAAGCAAUUGAGCCAAGUUAUUAGAACUUCUGUUAUGAUUUGGUGUGGCGUGAUGUUGCUUUUGCUCAUUGGAAACACGCUUCGAUUGAUAAGGAGGUGUGGUGGUGAAAUGUUUGCGAAGCCAAGGAGGCAUCGGACUUACAGAGCUCAGCAGCAGAUGCGAGGAAUGGUAGCCAACUCGGUGUAG
Messenger RNA from Oldenlandia corymbosa var. corymbosa, 783 nucleotides. The record is from the annotation of a GenBank genome assembly. Lineage: Eukaryota; Viridiplantae; Streptophyta; Magnoliopsida; Gentianales; Rubiaceae.